AUGGUUAUAUUAGUUCUUCGUCAACCGUCAACGACCUACUUCUUUACCUCUGUCUCCUCCGCUUUCCAAGAGCUCUCUGUCUCUCCUUCUUGCUCCCUCGUUGAUUUCCUUACUUUUUUUUUCACUCCGAGUACUGGUUUCUUUCUAUAUCAUGAGUGGAUUGAUGAGAAUUCAUUAACAGCUGCCAAGUCUGGUACUGGCAUGGCUAUUGCUGUGAAAAGGCUUAACAAAGAAGGUCUCCAUGGUCAGAAGGAAUGGAUGGCAGAGGUUAACGCCAUUGGAAAGCUGCAUCACCCAAAUCUUGUGAGGUUGAUAGGUUACUGCUUACAGGAUAGCUGCCGGUUUCUGGCGUAUGAAUUUAUGCCUUGUGGCAGCUUGGAUAAUCAUCUAUUUAGAAGGACUUUAAUUCUUUUGGAACAGGGUAUUUUCAGUCUCAACCGCUCCCCUGGAGUCUUCGCAUCAGAUUGCCCUGGGUGCAGCUAUGGGUCUAGCAAAAAAAAGAAAGAAACACCGGUUAUAGCCGCGCGGCUAUACUAA
Molecule: messenger RNA, 537 nt
Organism: Prunus armeniaca (apricot)
Lineage: Eukaryota; Viridiplantae; Streptophyta; Magnoliopsida; Rosales; Rosaceae
Source: the annotation of a GenBank genome assembly